CAAUGCAUGUGUACUUACAGUAAACUAACGAGUAGCUUGACUAACUGUCGGACCGACGCAAAGAUUUACGGUCAGAUUAACACUCGUGAAAAUGGUGCUGGUAAUAACAGAGCUCGUAUAGACUUGCAAUAGUGUCUAACUGGAAAGAGGACUAAUAUCUACUAUAAAGCACAAACUCCAAACCUUUCUAUUAUUACCAAUUUACUCACUACCACGCUCACUACUACCAAAAACAUUACUCGUUUCGUCUCACGACAUCUAUUCGCUAUUAACAUCAGUAUGAGGUUUACUACUUCCAUCAUCCUCUUUGCUCUGUCCAUGAGCGUCCAGGCUACCUGCAAUAUUCCUGGUCAAGGCUCCGGUACUACCUCCGAUACUCGCUGCUGCUGGGGUGGCUCUGAAGGCUCCGAUGCCUGCUACAGGCAGAACGGCUACGCGGGUUGUGGUAACGGUAUCGAGAACGCAAAUUUCUGCAGGAAUGUGGGUGUUCCCAACUCUCGCUGCAAUUCCGACUGCUGCGAUAUCGCCACUGGCCGUGGACAGCCUUGUCCCAGAGGUAACAACCGCUGUGACAAGGAUUCUGGCUGCCCUUACCGCAGGUUCCCCCAGGGUACUCUUAUCUAAACCGUCUCUAGAGGUUAUGCUAGUCGGCUUGCAUAUUUAUAAGUAAGGAGUGAAGGAUCUGGCUAGUUGUUCGAUUGUAAUCGAUAAAUGCUUAACUAAUCUUAUCUGGC
Messenger RNA from Dothidotthia symphoricarpi CBS 119687, 734 nucleotides. RefSeq lists its product as uncharacterized. NCBI's taxonomy places the organism in Eukaryota, Fungi, Ascomycota, Dothideomycetes, Pleosporales, Dothidotthiaceae. The transcript has 3 exons. The coding region runs from base 280 to 624 and encodes 114 amino acids. The record is from RefSeq and is a predicted model, not a curated record.